Rhodamnia argentea is the source of this 681-nucleotide messenger RNA. RefSeq names its product S-adenosyl-L-methionine-dependent uroporphyrinogen III methyltransferase, chloroplastic-like. Gene Ontology annotation, biological process: siroheme biosynthetic process. The transcript is spliced from 3 exons. Gene Ontology annotation, molecular function: uroporphyrin-III C-methyltransferase activity. The annotation marks the transcript as partial. Lineage: Eukaryota; Viridiplantae; Streptophyta; Magnoliopsida; Myrtales; Myrtaceae. The record is from RefSeq and is a predicted model, not a curated record.
UGCUCCCUCCACUACACCCCCUCCUCCCCUCCUCCUCCUCCUCCUCCUCCUCCUCCUUCUUCUUCUUCGCCGUUCACCGAGAAACACUCGCCAGAGAGGUACCGCAGCGACGGGUGGCUCUACAGCGACUCCCUCUGCCAGACUCCUCUCUCCCCCCCCUCCUCCUCCUCCUCCGGCUCCGAUCCCGACUCCCUCAGGCGGGACGACUUCGCCCUCCAGCUGCCAGAGCUGAAGAACCUGCUCCGGGUGCUCAAGGACAAGAGGGAGCGCUCCUGCGGCUGCGGCGGCGAGAAAUGCGGGCCCGGGAACGUCUACUUGGUGGGGACGGGGCCGGGCAAUCCCGAGUUGUUGACUCUGAAGGCGGUCAGGGUCAUCAAGGGCGCCAAUUUGUUGCUCUACGACCGGCUGGUGUCGAACGACGUGCUGGACUUGGUUGGCCCCGACGUGAGGGUACUCUACGUGGGGAAGACUGCCGGGUACCAUAGCCGCACUCAGGACGAGAUCCAUGAGUUGCUUCUCAAUUUUGCGGAGGCGGGGGCUACUAUUGUUAGACUCAAAGGUGGUGAUCCUCUGGUAUUUGGGAGAGGUGGGGAGGAGAUGGACUUUCUGCAACAACAAGGCAUUCAAGUACAAGUUAUACCAUGUAAAGAUGAGCUUCAAUCACAUGCGUACUCAUCUUAA